Prorocentrum cordatum is the source of this 242-nucleotide messenger RNA. The record is from the annotation of a GenBank genome assembly. NCBI's taxonomy places the organism in Eukaryota, Dinophyceae, Prorocentrales, Prorocentraceae.
GAGCCCCAGGCCGGGUCGCCCCAGCGCCGCGCGGUGGCAGCAGGGGCGCUCGCGCGCGGCGGCCCUCGGCGAGCUGGCUGGAGGCGCAGGGCGUGGCUGACGAGAAGGCAGCGGAGGGGACGGAGCUGUCCACGCUCGGGGCUCACGCCGCCCAGGGCGGGCCGAUUGGCGGGCUGGAGGAGGCCGGCGGGGCUGGGCCUCCCUCCUACGAGGACCUGGCGGCCUGGGUGCUCCGGCUGCAG